This is a messenger RNA of Dioscorea cayenensis subsp. rotundata (Guinea yam), 2307 nucleotides long. RefSeq names its product putative pumilio homolog 7, chloroplastic. The coding region runs from base 189 to 2048 and encodes 619 amino acids. Lineage: Eukaryota; Viridiplantae; Streptophyta; Magnoliopsida; Dioscoreales; Dioscoreaceae. The transcript is spliced from 6 exons. Gene Ontology annotation, cellular component: cytoplasm. The record is from RefSeq and is a predicted model, not a curated record. Gene Ontology annotation, biological process: post-transcriptional regulation of gene expression. Gene Ontology annotation, molecular function: mRNA binding.
UCUUCUCUUCUCUUUAAGCGGAUGAUUGGAACCCUAGUAGCCCUUUUGAUGUAUGUUUUUGAUUCUAAUGGAGGCUGCUGCAAUCUCAAUCUUUGCCUGGUUAUCAAUCUGUUUGUGAAGUUGUGAGUGUUGCUUGUCCCACAAGAAACCCUCAAUGCUGGUCGGAUUUGAAUUCUGAGAGGAAGACUAUGAGACUUGGGAAACAGGAGGAAGGGGAGAUGGAGAGUCUAUUAGAUGAGAUCCCUCACGCCAUUAACAUCAAUGAUUCUCGUCAUGGACUGCCUAUGGAUGCCUUGUUUGGCAGGACAAGUGUCUCUGAUGACUCAUCGUCACCGAUUUUCCAUGGUUGGCUUCAAUCCCACAACAAUGGUUAUGUUCAUGGUGAUGGCAAUGGCAAUGGCAAUGGCAAUGCAUGCUGGUCAUCGCCCAUAUUCUCUGAUUGCUCUUCAAGCUCAGGCGAAGACCGGAUGCUGGAUGAACAAAGAUUGCUUGAUGGCAUUCGAAACAUAAGCAUUGGCCGACAAGCAAUGGCUGCAUCGAUGGUCAGGUCUAAUUAUAACAACUCUGCAAGGAGAAGCUCUCCUGAAAUGGAUCUUGGGCCAUCUCAAUGCCCUUUGUGGGGAAUGGAGGGGUUCAGUGGUAAUCACAAUGUGAGUGUUUUCUCACCUCCAUAUCAGCCUCGUACUGCCAAAGGAGCCUUACAGUCACAGAAGAAUUUGUGUAAUCUUGAUUGUGAUGUGGAUGCUUUGAAUUCUUCGAGUCCAAGAUCCCCUUAUGAUGUGCAUCCUAAGGUGAAUUAUAGCUUACCUCUUGUGAAUGAAGAGGCAAGAACAUUCCAUGGCAAUGGAAAUGGGAAUCCAAUCUCCUGGUUGUCAUCUAUUAAGAACUUGUGUAAUGUGGAGGAUUUUGAUAUUGAAAGCAGUUUGAUUAUGCAGGACAAAGGGUUGUAUGGUCCGUCAAAUGGGCGGAAGGCACCACAGGCCAAUGACCAGCUUCCUUUAGGUGGCCUUGGUGGAGUAGUGAAUUAUGGGAGCAGUCCUCGCCAUAAUCGUUCUCCAAUUCAUCCUUUGUUAUAUGAGCGGUGGGUGGAUGUUGAAGGGUACAUCUCCUACCUUGCCAAAGACCAACAUGGGUGUCGGUUCUUGCAGCGGAAGUUUGAUGAUGGGAAAGAUCAAGUCGAUAAGAUAUUUAAUGGGAUUAUUAAUAAUGUCGCUGAGCUCAUGAUUGAUCCUUUUGGGAAUUAUCUCAUGCAGAAGUUGUUUGACGUGUGUAGUGAAGAGCAGAGGAUGAGUGUCAUCCUUGUACUCACAAAAUAUCCUGAUGAGCUUGUCAGAAUAUCUCUGAACAUUCAUGGGACAAGGGCUGUCCAAAAGCUGAUAGAGACUAUUAAAACCAGGCAACAGAAAGCUCUGGUUAUGUCCGCUCUUCAACCAGGGUUUCUUGAACUCAUCAAGGAUCUAAAUGGUAAUCAUGUGAUACAGCGUUGCCUGCAAUCUCUUACCAAUGAGGAUAAUAAGUUAAUAUUUGAUGCUGCUGCAAAACAUUGUGUUGAUAUUGCAACACAUCGACAUGGGUGCUGUGUCCUGCAACGCUGUAUUGCUCAUUCAGUUGGAGAGCAUCGUGUGAGACUGGUUUCUGAAGUUUCUCUUAAUGGGCUCCUUCUAGCUCAGGAUCCUUUUGGAAAUUAUGUUGUUCAAUUUAUUCUGGAGUUGAAGAACCAAUCAAUUCUUAUGAUCCUGGCUUCUCAAUUCGAAGGAAAUUAUGUGCAACUCUCAACUCAGAAGUUCAGCAGCAAUGUGGUGGAAAAAUGCCUCAAGUACUUCGGUGAAGAAGCCCGUGCAAAGAUUAUAUCAGAACUGCUUACAGUACCUCGAUUUGAACAGCUAGUGCAAGACCCAUAUGCAAAUUAUGUCAUUCAAUCGGCUCUUGUAAAUUCUAAGGGCUCUCUCCGUGCUGCAUUGGUUGAAGCUAUCCAACCACAUGCAUCGGUGCUUCGAACAAGCCCUUAUUGUAAAAGGAUAUUUUCUCGAGCUCUGCUGAAGAAGUGAUGUAAAACUGUGAGUUCUGUAGAGCUGUGUUGUUGUCUUCCAUGUUCACUAGUAGUGCUGUGUCAUGGUUUAGAAUCCCAACUCUAAGAGUCUGCUGAAGCCCAUUGUUUGGCUUUCAGCUUUAGGGUUUGUAAAAAUAAGCAAUUUUGCGUCCUGCUGCUUAUUGCUAUGUAUUUGAUGUGAAUUUCUUGUGCAUCAUCUGUAGUAUUCUGCUGUCUUUCAUAUUCAGACUAUCAACUUAUCGACUUUCUCUUCGUAA